AUGGCUUCACAGUUCUACUGGAGAGCAGGCAGUAUUUUAGGCGCUUCUGGCAUUGCUUUGGGUGCUUAUGGCGCACACGGUCUGAGCAAAGUUGUAGGCGACAAUCCCACUAAAAUCAAGAAUUGGGCUACUGCUGCUCAUUUCCAACUUAUUCAUGGCGUCGCUCUUUUGGCGUUGGCCUCCAUUCCUCCCACCGUUCGCCGUAUCCAUCCCAUCGCUAGACCUCUUAUUUUGGGCGGCACUCUCAUGUUUAGUGGAAGCAUGUAUCUUUUGACACUUGAUCGUGAAAAGUUCCGUUUUUUGGGGCCCAUAACGCCCCUUGGCGGUUGUCUUCUAAUUACUGGCUGGGCAGCUCUUAUGCUUUAG
This is a messenger RNA of Mucor velutinosus, 366 nucleotides long. RefSeq lists its product as uncharacterized. The transcript has 3 exons. Gene Ontology annotation, cellular component: membrane. The record is from RefSeq and is a predicted model, not a curated record. The coding region runs from base 1 to 366 and encodes 121 amino acids. NCBI's taxonomy places the organism in Eukaryota, Fungi, Mucoromycota, Mucoromycetes, Mucorales, Mucoraceae.